Exophiala bonariae is the source of this 1041-nucleotide messenger RNA. RefSeq lists its product as uncharacterized. Gene Ontology annotation, molecular function: hydrolase activity. Bases 1 to 1041 code for a protein of 346 amino acids. NCBI's taxonomy places the organism in Eukaryota, Fungi, Ascomycota, Eurotiomycetes, Chaetothyriales, Herpotrichiellaceae. The transcript is spliced from 2 exons. The record is from RefSeq and is a predicted model, not a curated record.
AUGGAUGCUCUACCUGUUUCAGAACUUACCGGAUUGGAGUACGCUAGUUCCAAGCAGGCUAAGGAUAUGGAUGGAAACUUGCAAAGUGUGAUGCACGCGUGCGGCCACGAUGUACACGUGGUAUCUUUACUCAUAGCGGCAGAAACACUUCUUCAUGCUAGGAAAUCAUGGACUGGCACAAUAGUGUUCCUGUUUCAACCCGCAGAAGAGGCUGGUGACGGGGCUUCUGGCAUGGUCAGGGAUGGAUUAUACGAUCCAGAUCGUCACCGUUGUCCAAUUCCCGAUAUAGUACUAGGCCAACACGUUGGACCCAUUCCGGCCGGUGUAGUGGCCUCGAAAGCAGGCACUGUGAUGAAUUCGUCAGAUUCAUUCUUUGUCACCAUCUUUGGGCGUGGUGGCCAUGGCAGUAUGCCUCAUCGAUGCAUUGAUCCAGUUGUGAUCGCGGCGCACAUUAUCGUACGACUUCAGACAGUUGUAAGUAGGGAAACUCCUCCAGACGACACUGCAGUUAUCACUGUUGGAUCUAUUCAUGCAGGCGAGAAAGAGAACGUUAUUCCAGACCGAGCCUUGCUCAAAAUCAACAUUCGUGCCAGUGUGGAAAAGGUUCGAAAACAACUACUCGAUGCUGUGCACAGGAUCAUUGUGGCGGAAUGUUCUGAAGGAAAUUGCGAAAAGCCGCCAACGAUCGAACACACAUUAAGUCUACCGGUGACUUAUAAUGAGCCUUCGAUCCAUGCACGAUUGAAACCGGGACUCAAAGAAUAUUUUGGCGACAAGUUCCUGGAUGGGGAAAAGGGCGCUCUGGCGAGUGAGGACGUCAGCAUCUUAGCGACUUCCGUUGACCGGCCAUACUAUUUUUGGUUUUUUGGAGGGAUGGACGAGACGAAGUGGAACAAAUUUGCCACGGCUGGUCAGCUGGAUAAAAUUCCUGUUAAUCACAGCCCAUACUUCGCUCCGGCAAUUCGUCCAACUCUUCAAACAGGCGGCGAUGGAUUGGCGGUUGCGACCCUGACUUAUCUACUCCAGAAACCGGACAAGUAG